AUGGGGGAUCUACGAUAUCUCAAAAUCUACAACACUAAUUGUCCUCAAGAAUUUGAAGGUGACAUUAAACUAAACUUCCCUGAAGGACUCCAACUACCAUUGAAUGAAGUGCGAUAUCUCCACUGGUUGAAAUUCCCGUUAAAAGAAGUUCCAUCAGAUUUCAACCCGGAUAAUUUGGUUGACCUUAAGCUUCCUUACAGCGAGAUUGAACGAGUUUGGGAGCAUAACAUGGAUGCUCCAAAACUAAAAUGGGUCAACUUGAAUCAUUCAAGAAAGUUGAGCACUUUUUCGGGGUUAGGAAGGGCUCAAAAUCUUCAAGAAUUAAAUCUAGAAGGCUGCACGGGGUUGAAAACGUUGCAUGAGGAUAUGCAAAACAUGAAGUGUCUUGUUUAUUUGAACAUGAGAGGAUGCACAAGUCUCGAGUCUCUUCCACGGAUUAAAUUGAUAUCAUUGAAAACUCUCAUCCUUAGCGACUGCUCAAAGUUCAAAACCUUUCAGGUUAUUUCAGAUAAGCUAGAAGCUCUAUACUUGGAUGGCACUGCAAUAAAAGAACUUCCUUGUGACAUUCAGAUCCUCCAAAGACUCGUCUUAUUGAACAUGAAAGGCUGCAAGAAGCUUAAAAGGCUCCCUGACAAUCUUGGUGAGCUGAGAGCUCUUGAAGAACUUAUACUUUCUGGUUGUUCAAAGCUCAAAGAAAUUCCAGAAAGUGGGAAAAGUAUGAGCCGUUUAGAGAUUCUGCUUUUGGAUGAGACAACCAUAGAAGAGAUACCAAAGAUAUUUUCAGUGCGGCGUUUAUGCUUAAGCACGAAUGAAAAGACCAGCCACCUUCCGGAUAUAAUCAAUUAUUUUUCUCAACUACAAUGGCUUGAGUUGAACUCACUGAGAACAAUUGCCAAACCACUGGUUUGUGUUCCUGAAAUUUUGUUCUGCACUAGCUUUCCUGGAUGUGAAAUGCCUUCAUGGUUUUAUCAUGAAGCAAUUGGAUCUAUGGUGGAGUUUGAGUUGCCAUCACAUUGGAAUCACACUAGGCUUUCUGGUUUAGCUCUAUGUGUUGUUGUCUCAUUCCAUAACUGUCAAGAUCAUGCCAACUUGAAUGUCAAAUUCACCUGUGAGACAAAAACCAGAGAGAGCUCUUGCAACGGCAUUACAUGGAAGGAUGGAAGUUUGAUUAAACAAGACAAUGAAGUAGACGGGGUUGAGUCUGAUCAUGUCUUUAUUGGCUACACCAACUGUCUAGACUUCAUAAAACUUGCUGAAGGCCAGGACCCGCGUAAAUGUGCUCGGACCAAGGCAUCAUUUGAGUUUAGUGUGAUAAAUGGUACUGGUGGGGAAGCUGAUUUUGAAGUUCUAAAAUCCGGUUUCAGUUUUAUGUUUGAAUCUGAAUAG
This is a messenger RNA of Arabis nemorensis, 1386 nucleotides long. NCBI's taxonomy places the organism in Eukaryota, Viridiplantae, Streptophyta, Magnoliopsida, Brassicales, Brassicaceae. The record is from the annotation of a GenBank genome assembly.